AUGGCCUUCCAGGUGUUUAUCGGAAGCGGAAGACGCAGUACAUCCAGGCUCGGACUGUGUCGAACUGUUGUAAAAUCGCGACCACGGAGCUCGGUGUGCGCGAUCAAGAGGGCAGCUCGUACGCCACGCGCCUGCGCCUGGGUGACGAAUGAAGCCUCGGUGACAGCACCAGGCACGAAAGGUGUCCAGUCCAUCGAGUCGGAAACAGUUCAAAAUAAAAAUACGCGGAUCAAGUGGUUUCUUGGCGCAGGUGUGCUGUUCUGUGUGGUCGUGGUUUUUUACCAGCUGGGACACCAGCCCUGGGUGCACGCGCGCUUCUCGAGCCUGGUGCAGCGGCUGGUGACACUGGCGGACCAGCACGGUCCGGGUAAGAUUGCUGCAGCCUUCGCACUGCUGCACUUUGUCGCUAUCGUGUUAUGUUUCCCGGCAUCGGCGUUGAUCGAGGUCGCCGCUGGAUACACGCUAGGUUUUCCGCUGGGGUUUCUUUCGAUGCAUCUGAGCAAACUGGGGGCGGCGAUCGCGUGUUUCAUCCUUGGUCGCACUGUGCUCUAUGGUUACGUGCAGAAACAGUGCCAACGAUUUCCACGUUUCCGGUACUGGUUGGACAUCGUCCGCCGCGAGGGUCCGUCUAUGAUGUUGUACAUGCGGCUCUCACCGGUACCCUCGUUUAUCAAUAACUACCUGCUUGCGGCUGUGGGCGUCCGAUUCAGCGAUUUUCUCUGGACGACGACUUUGGGCAUUGUGCCAGGUCUGCUGCCAUUGGUCGGGGCUGGCGUCGGCGCCCGCGACCUGAGCUUACUCUCGAUGGGUGCCGACGGAGCGCUUCCAAAGGCGGCAACGGUGCCCAGUUGGGCCCAUACGCUUCGUCUAGGAAGCACGAUCGUGGGUGCUGUUCUACUCGUAGGAUUCCUCGUGCGCCUGUAUCGACAGCGAAUCGAAGCUCGAUCCCAAGUGCUCGCAAAGGAACCCGUUGGCGAGGACUCGGCGGAUCGCGGCCCGCGCUGA
Messenger RNA from Cyanidioschyzon merolae strain 10D, 1005 nucleotides. RefSeq lists its product as hypothetical. The transcript has a single exon. The record is from RefSeq and is a predicted model, not a curated record. Gene Ontology annotation, cellular component: membrane. Lineage: Eukaryota; Rhodophyta; Bangiophyceae; Cyanidiales; Cyanidiaceae. The coding region runs from base 1 to 1005 and encodes 334 amino acids.